AAGCCUGCGAUCGUCUCUUUGCAAGCGCGGUCCAUUGGCCGGCGUGCUUGGGAUCAGUAAAACAUCGUCAUCGUGCGAAACUUGAAUAUCAUGCGACCCAAGUCACCCAACCACUUGACGGAUCGUUGUCGCAGAUAUGGAUCCCAGGAUUAGUGGGCAGCGAGCUCCAUCUCGUACGCUUCGAUGGGAAAGGAAUCUGAGAUGAGAACUGCCAGUGGUCUAGGAAUUAGCAAGGGCUAAUUGGGGGCAGGCGGAUUGCACACCACUGGACAGCCUCACAGCGAUGGUGGAGUCGGCGCAGUGCCCAAACGGGCCAGGCGACCAUGCAUUCUGACCGUUGAGCCGUUCUCGUCGUUCAUGCUGAAGACGACGGAGAAAUCCAACCUAUGGUUGGGUUUGUCACGAUGGAUUUCUCCUCGACCCUGGUCGUGGCUUACCGGUGCGAUAGGUCGCAGCACGAGUGAGUUCUCUGGACGGCAAAUCCUCCAAGGCAGCCAAAACGGCUAUCACACUCCACCCCUACCUUCUCUUGCAAGGGUUUGGAAAGACUGCCGGCGUUCUUACUGCACUCGUUAUGGGUAUGGAUCGUUUUCCCGGCUUGUAACGCUCAAACAGAAUUACUGUGCUAGUUUUUCGAGUCCUGUUGCUCCAUUCUUGCCUGUCUCUUUUACGUCUGUCUUCCCUCAUGGACUGCCAGCGAAAGACAGUCAGCUGCGAGUGACUCCAUGCAGAUCAGUGUCUUUUGGAGGCCUGUGGCAUACGUUUGAUCCAUGUCUUCAAAGUUGCAGCUUCAACAACAAACUGACACACAUUGCAGAUUCUCAGGCUAUUGUUCAUCGUCACCUUCCUAUUCAGACAGAGCAGUAUCAAUUAUCCGUCGAGCCUGCCUCCCGCGCCAUGAAGACUGACUGUAGAGUACGAAUGAGAUAUACCAGACUGUCGUUGAAAAGCUUGGGACCUGAUACUCUUCGGAUGCUCAUCAUCUGUCCGUCUGUGUCAGUGUGACCGACGAACACGCGCGUCAUCGCAGGAUCUUCUAUACUUGGUCCUUGCGCACUGGAUGCUAUAUUUACAACUGAUUGUGUUAACAGAUAUCGUUGCCUGAAAGCAUCAGCAGUGAUUAUACUCAUCAUUUUGUGUCCUACGCUGCCAUGCCUCUCACUGUAGCAGUUCCUACUCUU
This is a messenger RNA of Exophiala viscosa, 1181 nucleotides long. RefSeq lists its product as uncharacterized. The transcript has 2 exons. The record is from RefSeq and is a predicted model, not a curated record. NCBI's taxonomy places the organism in Eukaryota, Fungi, Ascomycota, Eurotiomycetes, Chaetothyriales, Herpotrichiellaceae. Bases 358 to 1005 code for a protein of 215 amino acids.